AGCAGGGCUUGGGGAGGAGAGCGCCUGCCACGGGCCUCGCCCUGGGGAGCGCUGUCGAUGGGAACAGCGGUCACCAGCAGGAGAGGCCCGCGCCUCGUGAGCGCGCACCGGAAGCGCGCACCCGACUGGCCGCGGAGCGCGCAGGCUGCCCCCGGGUCCAGCAGCUGCUUUGGUCCCUCUCUGUGCGCCCGGGUUCCCGCAGCCCCUGUCGCUGUCCCCGCGCCCGGGUCCCGGCUCUCCAGGACCCCGCGGCCCCUGACCCCGUCCCCAAACCCGGUCGCCUGAGCUUGAGCUCAUGGAGCAGCUGCUGCGCACCGAGCUGCGCACCACGACCCUGCGGGCCUUCGGGAGCCCUGGGGCGGGCUACAUCAGCGAGGGCCGCGCCUACGACACGGACUCCGGGCCCGUGUUCGUCAAGGUCAACGGCAGGACGCAGGCCCGGCUGAUGUUCGAGGGGGAGGUGGCCAGCUUGGAGGCUCUGCGCGCCACAGGCCUGGUGCACGUGCCUCGGCCCAUGAAGGUGAUUGAUCUGCCGGGAGGCGGGGCCGCCUUUGUGAUGGAGCAUUUGAAGAUGAAGAGUUUGAGCAGUCACGCGUCAAAGCUCGGGGAGCAGAUGGCAGAUUUGCACCUUUACAACCAGAAGCUCAGAGAGAAGCUGAAGGAGGAGGAGAACACCGUGGGCCACAGGGCGGAGGGUGCUGGGCCCCAGUACAUGAGUAAGUUCGGCUUCCACGUGGUGACGUGCUACGGCUUCAUCCAGCAGGUGAAUGACUGGCAAGAUGACUGGCCGACCUUCUUCACCAGGCAUCGGCUCCAAGCACAACUGGACCUUAUCGAGAAGGACUAUGCUGAUCGGGAGGCGAGAGAACUCUGGUCUAGGCUACAGGUGGAGAUCCCGGAUCUGUUCCGCGGCCUGGAGAUCGUCCCUGCCCUGCUCCACGGGGACCUCUGGGCUGGAAAUGUGGCCGAGAAUGACGAGGGGCCCAUCGUGUACGACCCGGCUUGCUUCUACGGCCAUUCCGAGUUCGAACUGGCGAUUGCCCUGAUGUUUGGGGGCUUCCCCAGGUCUUUCUUCACUGCCUACCAUCGGAAACUCCCCAAGGCUCCGGGCUUUGACCGGCGGCUGCUACUGUACCAGCUCUUCAACUACCUGAACCACUGGAAUCACUUCGGCCGCGAGUACCGAAGCGCGUCCCUGGGGACCAUGCGCAAGCUGCUCGCCUAAUAAAAGUCGCUGCGUGUCGUGUC
Heterocephalus glaber (naked mole-rat) is the source of this 1248-nucleotide messenger RNA. It is a transcript of the gene Fn3k, whose product is annotated as fructosamine 3 kinase. NCBI's taxonomy places the organism in Eukaryota, Metazoa, Chordata, Mammalia, Rodentia, Bathyergidae. The record is from RefSeq and is a predicted model, not a curated record. Gene Ontology annotation, biological process: fructosamine metabolic process.